This is a messenger RNA of Magnusiomyces paraingens, 2613 nucleotides long. RefSeq lists its product as uncharacterized. Gene Ontology annotation, biological process: L-histidine biosynthetic process. Lineage: Eukaryota; Fungi; Ascomycota; Dipodascomycetes; Dipodascales; Dipodascaceae. The record is from RefSeq and is a predicted model, not a curated record. The transcript has a single exon. Bases 1 to 2613 code for a protein of 870 amino acids. Gene Ontology annotation, cellular component: cytoplasm. Gene Ontology annotation, molecular function: phosphoribosyl-AMP cyclohydrolase activity; phosphoribosyl-ATP diphosphatase activity; histidinol dehydrogenase activity.
AUGUCAUUCCCACUGCUGCCAAAGACCUCCUUUGCCGAAAUAAGCAGUGCUCAGGCUCUUGCAAAACCUAUUGGCCAGCUUCUUAUCACUCUCACUCCAACAGAUGAUCUCUCUAAAGUAUCCACCUACAUCAAAACAAACUUCGGAACCCUCGAAUUUUACGUCGACAUCUCAACCCUAGAAGAAUCCGUUGAUUCCGCAAUUAAACUCCUAGAUGCAGGUGUUUACCGUGUCAUUGUGACUCCUAACCUUGCCGCCGAUCUCGUCUCUGCAGGCGUUAGUCCUCUCCGUAUCCUCGCUGCUGCCCCAGCUUCUACCAAUGACCAAGAUGUUUCUGGCUUCGUGGUCACAGACACUUCUUCUUCUUCUUCUUCUUCUUCUUCUUCUAUUCUUUCUGCCGCAAAAGACCUUGCCAAAAAACUUAUUCCAGAAACUGGUGGUGCUAAACACCUUUAUGUCUCUCUCCCAGACUCCAUCGCUCUCAAGGAUGCUACCGCUAUUGUUGCUGCUUCGGCAACCCCCAUUGUGUCUGCAGCCAAGCUGACCCGCGAACACGCUGCCGAUAAGAUCCAAGAUAAACUCCCCGUGGCAGAAUUCAUUCUAACUGCUCUUUCUUCUGACCGUCCAGAUGGUCUUUUCACUACCCUUGUUCUUGACGAAAAUCAAACUGCUUUGGGUCUUGUCUACUCUUCCCCAGAAUCAGUCAAGGAAGCUCUUCGCACUAACACUGGCGUCUACCAGUCUCGCCGUCACGGCCUCUGGUACAAGGGUGCAACUUCUGGUGCCACCCAAACUCUUCUUUCCAUGGGCCUCGAUUGUGAUGGCGAUUGUCUUAAAGUCACCGUUUCUCAACAGGGCCCCGGAUUCUGCCACAACAAUACUGCAUCUUGCUUCGGUGCCUACCGUGGACUUCUGUCUCUCGAACAAACCCUACGUGCUCGCAUCGCUUCUGCACCCGAGGGUUCCUACACCAAGCGUCUGUUCAAUGAUGAGAAACUACUGACAGCCAAGAUUCUCGAAGAAGCCGAAGAGCUUGCUACUGCGAAAACUAAAGAUGAAGUUUCCUGGGAAGCUGCCGAUCUCCUUUACUUUGCAUUUGCCAAGGUAGUUAAGGAGGGUGUUUCUGUCGCUGAUGUUAUGAACAAUCUGGAUUCUAAGAGUUACAAAAUUUCAAGAAGAAGAGGUGACGCAAAACCAAAGUACGUUAAGCAGGUUGAUGAACUUACAAAGUCACAGGAUUCUGCUGCUGCUCCUGCUGCUGCUGCUCCUGCUGCUGCUGCCCCUGAACAACCCGCUCGUAUCAAGAUGAACUGCAUUGAUGCUUCCUCUUCUUCUCCUGAAGAAAUUGAAAAGGUCCUUACUCGUCCUGUUCAAAAAACUUCCGACAUUAUGAAACUCGUUCUGCCCAUUAUCAACAAUGUCAUUGACAAUGGUGACAAGGCUCUUCUCGAAUAUGCCGCCAAGUUUGAAAAAGUUGAGCUCAAAACUCCUGUCAUUAAUGCCCCUUUCUCUGAUGAACUUAUGAAACUCCCCCAGGAUGUCAAGGAUGCUCUUGAUCUCAGUAUUUCUAACGUUGAAAAGUUCCACGCUGCUCAACUCGAUGAGUCCGAACUCCGUGUUGAAACAGUACCUGGUGUCAUUUGCUCGCGUUUCGCUAGACCUAUCGAGUCUGUCGGUCUUUACAUCCCAGGUGGUACUGCCGUCUUGCCAUCUACCGCACUCAUGCUUGGUGUUCCUGCAAAGGUUGCAGGCUGCAAAAAUAUUAUCUUUGCAUCCCCUCCUCGCCGUGACGGUACCAUCACUCCUGAAAUCGUUUAUGUCGCCCACAAGGUCGGUGCCAAAAAGAUUGUGCUUGCUGGUGGUGCUCAGGCUGUUGCCGCUAUGGCCUACGGUACUGAAUCAGUCCCCAAGGUCGACAAGAUUAUGGGCCCUGGUAACCAGUUUGUUACUGCUGCUAAGAUGCAUGUCCAAAAUGAUACCCGUGCUCUUGUCUCCAUCGAUAUGCCUGCUGGCCCCUCUGAGGUCCUUGUUGUAGCUGACAAGACUGCCAACCCUGCAUUUGUUGCCUCCGAUUUGUUGUCCCAGGCCGAACACGGUGUCGACUCACAAGUCAUUUUGCUGGCAGUCGAUCUUACUGAUGCUGAGCUUGAGGCCAUUGACGAAGAGCUCGAGAAGCAGGCGCUGGCGCUUCCACGUGUCGAUAUUGUCCGGGGAUCCAUUGCUCACUCCACUACAUUGCGCGUCAAGACUCACGAACAGGCCAUGGCUCUCAGUAACCAAUAUGCACCUGAGCACUUGAUUCUUCAAAUUGCUGACGCCAGCACCAAAUGGGUCAAGCAAGUUGAGCACGCUGGUUCUGUAUUUUUGGGUCCUUACUCUCCAGAAUCUUGCGGUGAUUACUCUUCAGGCACUAACCACACACUUCCUACUUACGGCUACGCCAAGAUGUACUCGGGUGUUAACACUGGUACUUUUAUGAAGCAUAUCACCAGCCAGGAACUGACGGAGGAAGGUCUUAAGGCUAUUGGUCCUGCUGUCAUGACAGUUGCUGCUGUCGAAGGCCUUGAUGGUCAUAAGAAUGCAGUCAAGGUCCGUCUUGAUGCCCUGAAUUAG